CUCCCUGCCCGCGGGGCUGCGCUCUGGGCGCCGCUCGGGCCGCCCCGGUCGGCGGCCGCGGCUCGCGGGGCGCGGAGCCCGCGAGGGGCCCGCAGGAGCAGCGCGGGCGGGCGGGCGGCGGCGGCUGGAGUGCGAGCCGCGCGCCCCUCGGCGUCCUGGGCCUGUGUCUAGCUGGAGUCGCCGGGCGACCAUGGUGUUGGACCAGGAGGAUGGCGUGCCGAUGCUCUCCGUCCAGCCCAAAGGGAAGCAGAAGGGCUGCGCAGGCUGUCACCGCAAGAUCAAGGACCGCUACCUGCUGAAGGCGCUGGACAAGUACUGGCACGAAGACUGCCUCAAGUGCGCCUGCUGCGACUGCCGCCUGGGCGAGGUGGGCUCCACCCUCUACACCAAGGCCAACCUCAUCCUGUGCCGCCGCGACUACCUGAGGCUCUUUGGCACCACAGGAAACUGUGCUGCUUGCAGCAAGCUGAUCCCCGCCUUCGAGAUGGUGAUGCGGGCCCGAGACAACGUGUAUCACCUCGACUGCUUCGCCUGCCAGCUCUGCAACCAGAGAUUUUGCGUGGGAGACAAAUUCUUCCUGAAGAACAACAUGAUCUUGUGUCAGAUGGACUAUGAGGAGGGACAGCUCAACGGCUCCUUCGAAGCCCAGGUUCAGUAACGCCCGGCGCCUGCCCGCCCACCCGCCUGGCCGGCCGGAUUAAAACUCCUCCUGCCUCACCGGGAGCAUGGCCCUUGCUCCCCCACCGCCGCCGCCCGUGUGUGACCCCUCCUGGGGCCAGGCUGGGCCUGUACAGUCUGUCUUCUGUAUAUAAAUGGGAACAUUUAUUUUAUGAGAAAUGUAAUGCGAUUUUAUUACUGGCGUGGAUUAAACUUAUGAAUGGUUCCGGGGA
Oryctolagus cuniculus (rabbit) is the source of this 890-nucleotide messenger RNA. It is a transcript of the gene LMO1, whose product is annotated as LIM domain only 1. Lineage: Eukaryota; Metazoa; Chordata; Mammalia; Lagomorpha; Leporidae. Gene Ontology annotation, biological process: positive regulation of transcription by RNA polymerase II. The record is from RefSeq and is a predicted model, not a curated record. Gene Ontology annotation, cellular component: nucleus. Gene Ontology annotation, molecular function: DNA-binding transcription factor binding; transcription coactivator activity.